GUCCUACCUCCCCGACCCCAGGCCGGCGGGGCCUGUAGGGAGGAAUUACCUCCCCCUCCGCCAGGUGGUACGGUCUGGUUGCCAUGGUGACGGCCUGUACACCAUCAGGGCAGGGGGAACAUGGCCGCUUUGGCCAGGCUGCAAGGGAGGCUGCCAGGCCCGAGGGAGGAAUAUUUCCAUAGGAACAGAGUUGUAGAUGAAUACAGAAAAGCAGAGCACAAUGCUGCUGUACGAAUCCAGAGCUGGUUUCGAGGAUGCAGAAUCCGAGCAUACAUCAGGUAUCUGAACAAAAUGAUGAUUAUUAUCCAGAAAUGGUGGAGAGGCUAUCAAGGAAGAAAACACUUCAGAAAAAUGGUGGAGACAGCAUAUUUUAUUAUGAAGAUGAAUUUCUACAAUGAAAUGGCUGUCAGGAUUCAGAAAAGAUGGCGAGGCUAUUAUAUCCGAAAAUAUAUCCAUAAUUACUACGCACUGAAGAAAUAUCUGGAAGCUAUUUCUGUGAAUAAUGAGAUUGUCAGGAAAGAACUAGAGGAGUUUGCAGAGAUGAAGGAGAAAGAAAAGGAGAAAAAAGACCUAGAAAGGGAAGAAAAGAAAAAGGAUCACCAAGCCCGAAAGAUGCAUUACCUCCUCAGCACAGAGCAGAUGGCAGGUGUGUACAACUCACCAUUCAGACAAUCACCCGAUCCAAUGGAAGUACGGUUACGGAAGGCAAGGCCUUUUAGCCACAGACAGCAACAAAUAAAGAAGCAUCUUACUGAUGAGAUUUCUGACUGGCCAACUUGUACAAGUGCCCUAACUUUCCCUACAAUGAAGCCUCUUCCACCCAUUGGCAGACAGAAACCUCAGGGGCCCUUCCGUGAUACUGCUGAAGUAUUGCAGCAACGCUACAAGCCUUUGGAACCAACCUUGCGGGUGGCAACAUCAAUCAAUUCACUAGAGAAGGCCAGAGAGGAAAUCAAAAGAGAGGAAUGGAGAAACCGCAUAAAUGACAAUAAAUUUUUGCCAUUUUCUUCAUGUCAUAAAAACCAGGAGUAUGACCCAUUAAUUCAUACAUCAAGUAAAUAUGGCCAAAUGACUUAUGGAAUCAAACAUUUCCGAGAAGAACAUCAUGAGAAAUGGGUAGCAAACACACAUUGCAGAGCCAAUACAGAUAUGGAAGAAAGAGCUGGAUUCUAACCUGGCUUCCACAUCAGCAAUAGACUUUUUAACCAAGUUCAAAUUAUAGGGCUGAAUUCUGAUCUUACUUACACUUACUUGGGCAACUCCAAUGAAUGCAGUGGGGUUGCAGGUGUGAUGAGGGCUGAAUUUGAAGCACAGAUCGUUAUUACUGCUGAGAUUGCACAAGCCAAAAAGAAAAGUACUCUACUGUUGUCAUAUCCCAGGCUAAAUUUAGAGGGGAAAUAAUCCCAUUGAUCCAAGUCUUGAUGUCCUUACCCAGUUUCCACUCAGGCCUUUCUCAGGCAAAACUCUCAUGGAAGCUAGCAUCUGGUUUGCCUUAGUAAAAACUGAGUAAGAACAUCCAGAAUUGGCCCACUUAAAAUGUUCACUGUGUACAAUUACUGUAAAAUACCCAGUUUUUAUGAGAAGUGUUUGUCAUUACCAAAGAAUUGGAAAUAUUAAACAGUGACUUGAGCAGUCACAUUACCUAAAACUUCAUUCUCUUCUAUCAAGCCAUUGCUUGGCCCUUGCAGCUGUGCACGAGAGUAAGGGGAUGUCCUUUUACUCCCCGGCGUGGACUACCUGUACCAUGGCUAGCAGUGUGGGGAGGGAAGUACACUCCACAGAGCUGCUAUAUCUCCCCUCCCAUCCUGUGCAGGUACAUUGGACAGGAUGGGGUGGGGGCUGGGCAAAGCCAAGGCUCCAUCUUCAACACACCAGCCAGCAUAGCUGUGCUAGGGGGAAGAACAGUGUGCAGGUAUAGAUCUGGCAGGGUGCUUCCUCCCUAGGGCAGCAGGGAGAUCAUGAGACAGAGUCACAGUCUCCCCUGCAGGGCUGUUCCAGAUGCUCUGCCUCCUCACACUAGGCAGAUCAUACAGUAAGGAUCUAGACCUAUGUAAUUAUCAGAUUAGUCCUUUUUCAAAUUCAUCAGCAGUAAUUGGAAAUCUUUCAUAAUUUUAGCAAGCCCUGCUUGCAUUUGAUUUUUUCAUUUAUAACUCCCAAGAGGAAAUGUGUGUAAACCAGUUUUAAGGCUUAGUAAAAUUUAAGUAUAAUUAUAAUGAAAUAUUUGUUGCAUAAAGUAAACAGCAAUUAAUGUUUUCUUCCUCUAUUUGAAAGCUAUUAAAAUAGUGUUGCUAGACUUCCUACUGUGAGAAUAAUUUCUUGAUUUUGUGCAACAUAUUAUCAUAUGCUUCCUGUCAAUAAAAGAGCAAACUAACAAGCAGAAAAAAGUUGCCUGAUG
Messenger RNA from Mauremys mutica (yellowpond turtle), 2395 nucleotides. It is a transcript of the gene SPATA17, whose product is annotated as spermatogenesis associated 17. Gene Ontology annotation, biological process: establishment of meiotic spindle localization; mitotic cell cycle; spindle organization. The coding region runs from base 121 to 1173 and encodes 350 amino acids. Lineage: Eukaryota; Metazoa; Chordata; Testudines; Geoemydidae. The record is from RefSeq and is a predicted model, not a curated record. The transcript is spliced from 10 exons. Gene Ontology annotation, molecular function: protein binding. Gene Ontology annotation, cellular component: spindle pole.